GGCUAGGGAAGCGCCCAGGAUUAGUAAUGGUUUGGAUGCGAUUAUAUGAAUACGGAUUGAUAUAUACGAUUUCGAAAGUUAAUCGAAUUAUAUCGAUAUGCAAUUGUAAACAAAAAGAAUAAGAUUUACUGUGAAAAUUUUCUGAACAUUUAUAUUUGUUGGUGUGGUAGGUUUGCAGUUAUGGCGGAUCAAAAUCAGGCAUCUACUCAAAAGUCUUCUCAAGAAAUGAAAACCGAAUUGAAUAGGAGUGCUAGUGGAGAACCCUUGCCUGAUCCUAAAAGUAUUCAUGACUUAACCCAAUAUGUUCAGAGUCUUCUUCAGCAGAUGCAAGAUAAAUUUCAAAUCAUGUCUGAUCAGAUAUUAGCUAGGAUUGAUGACAUGGGCCACCGAAUCGACGAUUUGGAAAAAAACAUUGGAGACUUGAUGAUACAAGCUGGCGUCGAAGAAACAGAUAAAUGACAACGAAAGGAGACCGAUUUUCAUUGGUCAUUUGAGUCGGACAGUGACCAGUAACUUCCUCAUUUGGUUACCGGAUAUGAGUGUUAGAUUGAAGUUACUGGGCUUGUGUUAUUGUUUUCUUAUAAUUGUGUACAUAUAUUCUUAUAAAAGUCUAUUCACACCUUCAAUAGGAAACACUUUCGAUUAAAAUUCUCUUAAGCUGUA
Messenger RNA from Parasteatoda tepidariorum (common house spider), 663 nucleotides. RefSeq lists its product as uncharacterized. The record is from RefSeq and is a predicted model, not a curated record. Gene Ontology annotation, molecular function: transcription corepressor activity. Gene Ontology annotation, cellular component: nucleus; cytosol. Lineage: Eukaryota; Metazoa; Arthropoda; Arachnida; Araneae; Theridiidae. Gene Ontology annotation, biological process: cellular heat acclimation.